Molecule: messenger RNA, 523 nt
Organism: Mixia osmundae IAM 14324
Lineage: Eukaryota; Fungi; Basidiomycota; Mixiomycetes; Mixiales; Mixiaceae
Exons: 5
Coding region: 70-510 (146 amino acids)
Biological process (GO): fatty acid biosynthetic process
Cellular component (GO): mitochondrion
Molecular function (GO): acyl carrier activity; acyl binding
Source: RefSeq, a predicted model, not a curated record
GAAAGUGGCGGAGGUGCCGGUUUGGCGAGCCUACAGACCACGGCUGACGUUUCGCUACCAGUCUAAAGUAUGCUACGCUCAGUGCGACCGAUAUCCAAUGGCUUGCGGGCAUGCGGUCAGACAGCAGCUCGAUCGAUGCUCACGCAGGCAAAGCCGACAGCCUCUGUCAAUGCAAGCCGAGCAAUGAGCUACAGAGUCUCUGCUCCUGCUCGAUGGACGGUACCUGCACGCUUGGGCGUGAGGUACGCUAGCUCUGGUGGACUGGACAAAUCGGCCAUCACCGAGCGUGUGCUCGACGUGCUGAAGUCCUUCGAGAAAGUCGAUCCUACAAAGCUCACAGCAAGCUCAUCCUUCACGACCGAUCUCGGACUCGAUUCGCUUGAUGCCGUCGAGGUCGUCAUGGCCGUUGAGGCAAAGUUCAGUAUCGAGAUCCCAGAUGAAGAGGCAGACCGUAUCACGAGCAUUGCCGAGGCUAUCGACUACAUUGCCAAUACGCCCGAAGCGCAUUGAACGAAACUCCGAG